Messenger RNA from Aspergillus luchuensis, 216 nucleotides. RefSeq lists its product as uncharacterized. Bases 1 to 216 code for a protein of 71 amino acids. The record is from RefSeq and is a predicted model, not a curated record. The transcript has a single exon. NCBI's taxonomy places the organism in Eukaryota, Fungi, Ascomycota, Eurotiomycetes, Eurotiales, Aspergillaceae.
AUGACGCAUACGACCACAGCAUUCCGCCACGUGAGCCAGUACGAGCAUCGAGACCCGAGUUCGAGCGAUAUGAUUGGUGCAGAGGCCCAGUGGCCCCAGCGGAAACGCCAAGGUGUUCCGGAGCGCGGAGACUUGGCGCCUCCUGAGGCAAUAAUACAGACUGCACCGCAGGGUGACUGUCCGGUGGCCUUGGCGUGCUGCUGCGCGGGGGUCUGA